CGUGAUCACAAACAUCUCCAAGCACGAGCUACGAAGAGACUAAAGAAAAAUCCACAAUAAUCUCAGCACAGUGAUACACCGUACGCCAAACAGUUUGGUCGUGUUUUGUUUUCAGUGACUUGAGAAUAUUUUCAGAAAACUUUUUGUUUUCGCAGACAAUUUGUUUCAUUUAAUUCAAGCAGAAUUAAAACAGAAAAAAUAUUAAAUAAAACAUAAUUGAAAAAAAAUCCCUUCAACCCAUUAUAAACUUGCCAAAACCAGUUCUCAUAAAAUAAAUUAAUCAACAAAACGUCAUUCAAAGCGACGAUAAAAAAUAAGAUUACAGGUUCUUCAGUUAACAAAAGAGUGAGAGAAGAAAAAGAAUUAAGAAAAGCAAUGUGUAGAAUGCUUAAAAGAGCAUCGUUGAUGCAAACUAAAAUGAAUAAUGCAAACAAGUUCUAAUAAUGUCGGAAAUAAAUUGAGUGACAUUUAAAGAAGCAAACAUCAAACAUAUCUUAGUUGUCGUGUACGCAAAACAACAAGAAAACAAAAAAAAAGAGAAAAAAGCAGUGACAUAAGUUUGUUCAUGUUAAAUUGAAGUCAUUCAGCAUUGGAGAGAAUUUAGAAAGUCACAAAACUGAAUUAAACUUAAGAGAGAAAAAAAUAAUUCACAAUGAAGGCCUUCUGGGCCAUUACAUUGUUUUACUACUCGGUUUGUGUGUUCGCCAUCACACCUGUGAGGCCUGGCACCGGUAAUCCAUCACCUCGUCUUCCACGAACAAGUGCCAGUCAAUAUCCAAAAAAUGCAACAUCAAGGAGCUCCACUUCCAAACCGACUUUUCGUACGAGAGAACAGCAACUGCUAUCAGUAUUUGAAGCAGUCAUCUCAACGCUUGAGGGCAAACUUCAACGUAUUGACAAUCUUGAUAAAGCAGUUGAGCAUAUGAUGAGACGUGUCGAGUCGUUAGAUCACAAGAUUGGUGACAAUAUUGUCAAGACAGAUGCGAUCAUGUCGAGAUUAGGUGAUCUCAACACAAAGAUCACUGGCGAUGAUGCUUUAGUUCGAGAAAAAUUCACCAGAUCAUCAUCGUUGUCGUUGAGCAACAAGCUAUCAGCUCUAGAUCAGAAAGUCAGUGACAUUGACAUAAAAUUGGUUAAAUUAAAGAACCACAUUGACAACAACUUUUUACCCGCUGACGACAUCAAUGCUGAAGCAAGCGAAAAAAAGCCAAUUCAUAUGAAUGUUGCUGCAGAGAUUACACGUGCUAUGAAUAACGAAGUGAUGAGCCAUGUAACAAAAGAUUUAGAUCAAUUACGAAAAACUACCGAAGCGAUUGAUAAGAAAUUACAAUUUCAUGUUAAUUUAGUGUCACAAAAUGUUGGCAAAAUGUUGAAUUUAGUUCAAGAUGUGCAUGAAGCUGUUGUUGAACAAAAUGCUGAUUACACAGUCAAUGCGACAUCAACAACAAUACCGCCAUAUACAAAGUCAAGUAAGAUCGAUUCAUUGGUCCAUCAAGUUAAGCCGAUAUUGUCAGUUUCUGAGAAAAUGGAUGAAGUUUGGAAUGUUGUCGUUGGAACAAAAAGUUCAAUUGACGAUUUAUUACCGAAGUCAGACAAAUUGUUGACACAAACACAACGACAAGAACGUGCCAUUGGUCAAAUUCAUCAAGAUCUACGAACUAAAACGAAUUUGAUUAUUGAGAACUUAGAUAUGGUUGAGAAGCGUCUUAAGAAACAAGAAGAUGAUGUGACAAUUUUAUCUCAACAGCCUGUCCCAGCUGAUUUGUUGAUUGAUCCAACAAUCGAUAGGUUAGUUGAGUACAAUCCAAAUCGCUAUUCGAUCAUUGAGGAAGCAACCGAGCAAAUCACAACGACAAGGGUUCCUUCAACGACACAACCACUAACAUCAACAAGUACUGCUCAAAGUACACAAGUCACACCACAAGGAAGUUUAAAUAGUAUCAUCAACGCAUCAGCGACAAAUCAAACAAUUGGAUCAACAACAACCAAGACAAUAUCACGAAAAGGCGGCGUUAUUUUCCCAAGUGUCAAAAAUAAGCCAUCGAAGAUAAACACAACCUUCAUAUCUGAAUCUACAGGCAUAAAAGAUAUUAAAGGAUAUUCAUGCACUGAGUUGAUGAAUGCUGGAAUGCGACAAUCAGGUGUUUACUAUCUUCAGAUUCGCGGUACAACUUACUGGUUUUUGAAAGUUUUUUGUGAGCAAGAAAUUGCCGAUGGUGGAUGGACGGUGAUUCAAAGACGUGAUGAUUUUGGCGAGCCGAGAGAAAAUUUCAACCGAGAUUGGGCUGAUUACAAAAACGGAUUUGGUGAUCCAGCAAAGGAAUUCUGGAUGGGAAAUGAGAACAUUUACAUGCUUACAAACAAUGAGGACUAUGCUUUGAGAAUUGAGCUCGAGGAUUUCGAGGGUAACAAGAGAUACGCUCAAUAUUCACACUUCAAAAUUCAUUCCGAAGCUGACUAUUAUAAGCUUGAAAUUGACGGAUAUGAAGGGAAUGCUGGCGAUUCGCUCAAUGAUCCAUGGUAUGGCUCAAACAACAGUCCGUUCUCAACGUACAAUCGAGAUAAUGACAGAAGCUCAUUGAAUUGUGCCAGUAUGCUCAAGGGUGGCUGGUGGUGGAAGUCUUGCGGAAGGGGAUUAAAUGGACUUUAUCUUCACGACCCACAAGAUAUUACAGCCCGACAAGGCAUCGUUUGGUUUAGAUGGAGAGGAUGGGACUACACAUUGAAGAAGGCCACAAUGAUGAUCAAGCCUUUUGUGAAGCCGCUCAACACAGUCCCAUUGACAAAUACCUAGAUUAUUAUAUAUAUUUUUUGACCUAUAAACAUCACUAGACAAUAACACUCUACGCGUUCACACAAAAUUUUCAAGACCAUGGCUUUGAAAUUUGGAACGAAGUCUAAAUUAUUUAUUCUGUUUAUCAUCUUAGUUAUUCAUAAAUAUUUCAUGCACUUCAUCAUUCAUAAUUCAAUCUGCCAUCAUUUCUUUGUCUGCGAUGCUUCAAAACUUUAGCAAUUCAUAAACUCGCUAUUAUGUAUCUCAUAUAGAGCCUUCAUGGGAUUAUGCUAAAGCGUAAAUCACUUAAUAAAAGAAGAUGUAAAUUAUUUUUUAUAGUUAAAUGAUAUAUUUUAUGUCAAAUAUAUCCAUCAUCAAGUCCGUAAAGCCAAUCAAGCUCAUCUAUCAAGUAAAUAAUAAAUAAAAGCUUGCGGAGACGGCUAUCAAGUAGAACAAAGAUAAUGUGACUGAAUGUGUAAACACAAUCUAUUGUAAAUAUUUCAAUAUUUCAUCGAAAAGAUUUAGGCUUCACUUGCGAGCUUCCCAUCAGAUAUUUUUUUUUUAUAUUUGUAAAUAUUCAUUCGUAUGCUAACUACUUAAUAUCAAGAAUAAAAGUUUUUGUUUAAUAAACAGAAAAAAAAUUACUUACAAA
Messenger RNA from Clunio marinus, 3425 nucleotides. NCBI's taxonomy places the organism in Eukaryota, Metazoa, Arthropoda, Insecta, Diptera, Chironomidae. The record is from the annotation of a GenBank genome assembly.